Messenger RNA from Brettanomyces bruxellensis, 186 nucleotides. RefSeq lists its product as uncharacterized. Gene Ontology annotation, biological process: proton motive force-driven ATP synthesis. The record is from RefSeq and is a predicted model, not a curated record. The transcript has 2 exons. Lineage: Eukaryota; Fungi; Ascomycota; Pichiomycetes; Pichiales; Pichiaceae. Bases 1 to 186 code for a protein of 61 amino acids. Gene Ontology annotation, molecular function: proton transmembrane transporter activity.
AUGAAGUUUUUAGGAUCAAAGGUUUACCGUUAUCCAGUUUUUAAAACAUACUGGCCAUUUUUUGUGGGAGCCGUUGCUACAUAUUACUUGAUUGGUAAGGCCCAGUCGGCUAUGGAGAACUCUGAGCAGUACAUCAAUGAUCCAAGACAUCCAAGAUUCAGAAGGGGUGAGAAAGAUCAGAAAUAA